Messenger RNA from [Torrubiella] hemipterigena, 361 nucleotides. Lineage: Eukaryota; Fungi; Ascomycota; Sordariomycetes; Hypocreales; Clavicipitaceae. The record is from the annotation of a GenBank genome assembly.
AUGCACAGCAUCAAGUUCCUUGCUUUGGCCUUUAUUGGCAUUGCUGCAGCAGCCCCUACAGCGCAUGUCCACAACACCGAAGAACCCGGCCCAGGCUAUGGCCUGAAGGUCCGCGAGGCUCACGUUCAUGUCACCAACGCUGAAGAACCAGGCCCCGGAUAUGGACUCAAGAUCCGAAGUGGAGAGCAUGUUCACAACGCUGAGCCACCUGGCCCUGGCUACGGGCUUAAGGUUCGAAGCGGAAACCAUGUUCACAAUGCUGAAGAGCCUGGUCCCGGCUACGGACUUUAGUCAAGCUGCAGUACCUUGAGAAAGAACUAUUGAUGGAAAAGAAAAGUUCAACGGUAAUGGGCAAACUGUU